This is a messenger RNA of Podospora pseudocomata, 1359 nucleotides long. RefSeq lists its product as uncharacterized. Gene Ontology annotation, cellular component: fungal-type vacuole. The transcript is spliced from 3 exons. Lineage: Eukaryota; Fungi; Ascomycota; Sordariomycetes; Sordariales; Podosporaceae. The record is from RefSeq and is a predicted model, not a curated record. Gene Ontology annotation, biological process: proteolysis. The coding region runs from base 1 to 1359 and encodes 452 amino acids. Gene Ontology annotation, molecular function: aspartic-type endopeptidase activity.
AUGAAAUCCUCGAUUCUCGCAUUCCUCGCAGUGGGCGUCGCGCACUCGGCCGGCCGGCUGCUCCACGCUACUCGACAUGGACUUGUACCAGAUACUGUCACGUCCAAUGUCAUCCCCAUGCGCAAGCACAUUGUGCCUUCUUUCGGACACCGCUCCAGUGUCGUGAAACCCGUCUACCGCAGGACAGCAGACGUGAACCACCCGGCCAACUUGACCAACGUGCACGAUGUCUAUUACAUCGUCGAUAUCGUUGUUGGGAACCAGACUCUCGCUGUCAGUGUUGACACAGGAUCAAGCGACACAUGGUUUGUGUCGGACUAUUUUGAGUGCGUCAGGUUCUGGUGGCAGGGCCCAGAAUAUAAACCAAACUGUGGACUAGCAGACGGCUUUACGGGCAACCUGUCGGGCGGAGUCCUGGACAACCCACCAUUUGUCCGAUCCUACAUGGAUACCACGUUUGUGUCGGGCUAUUACGGGUUCGAAGAUGUCACUGUUGGAUCAAUCACAGCCAAAAACCAACGCGUUGGAGUCGUCAAUUACACGUUUUGGGCGGGCGAUGGCCUUACCUCGGGUCUUUUGGGGCUGGGGUAUCCCUUCAUGACGAGCCUGGACGGCGCAGAGCAAAACCAGGCACCAUAUGACCCCGUUUUCACGACCAUGUGGAAGAACAAGCUGAUUGAUCCUCUGUUCAGCAUUGCGCUCUCCAGAGAGAGUGGGGACCAGGGCGAGCCGGAUGGGGAGGUCAGGACGCCAGAAGGGUCCUACUUGGCACUAGGUGGUCUGCCACCCGUGGAGGUGGAUGAGGAGAGCUGGGCGAGGACAAAGAUUCACGGUGUUGACGCUAUCCCCGAGUGGAUGUUUGAGCAAUCAGACCUGGGUUUAUACAUUAUUAAGCCCGACUCGUGGGUGUACGGACGCGAAACGGAGGAUGUCACGCCGGCUGAGGCAGAUCAGGGCGCUGUCAUGACACAUGGGCUGACGACAAACACUACCCAGUUUCCCGUUCUGAUUGACGUGGGGGCUACACUCAGCUUGCUUCCUAAGGGUCUGGUUCAGAAGCUGUACGCGGCGUUUGAUCCUCCCGCCAAAUACCUGAGCACCAACGGCCUGUUCUUUGCCCUGUGCAAUGCCACCAUCCCCAAAUUCGGUGUCAACAUUGGCGAAAAUACUUUCUACUUUGCGCCUGAGGACCUGCUGCGUCAGACGGCUCGUGAUCCAUCUGGGGAAUAUUGUCGAAUUGGGGUCACGGACGUGAAUGGGGGCCCCUAUGUCUUGGGCGUGUCAUUCUUGUCAAGCGUGGUCGCCGUUUUUGACAUUGAAAAUACCGAGAUGAGGUUUGCUUCAAGGACAAAGUAUUGA